UUUUUUUUUUCCUUCCCCACUUGGUGUUUACAUUUCUAAGAAGUGGCUGACCGUGAACAUCCGGUUCCACCUUCACUUCUGGAAGAGUCAGAUACUGAAGUUUGCUCUGUUGCGUUGCUCAUGUGGGUGCAAGUGUGAGCUUUUGAGUUUGUGGCUUGGGUUUUUCUGGUGGGUGCAUGGGUUUUUCGUGUUUAGCCAGAACUACUUUUUAACCAGUGUCUCUUCUCCUUUCUCUUCUAUCCAUUGCCCCACGAUGGAUUUUGGUGCUUCACCUGUGUGGUUGGCCCGGCUCUCUCAUCUCUGGCAUCAUCAUGACAACAGAAAAGAGCCCAGCAGCUGACGCUGACAGCUCAGAGCAGCAGCAAGCCAAGGAGGAGGAAGGAGCUGCUGAAACACAGAAGCAAGAGGCUUCCCUGGAGGAAGGGGCUCAGCCAACACCAGAGAGGCAGCCCCAGAGGCAGAAGGCCUCCAACGGAGAAACCCCCACGCACGAGGAGCAGGGCAAGAAAGAGCGUCGCGCCUCCGAGGGCCGAGGUCUCUCCCGCCUCUUUUCCUCCUUCCUCAGGAGGCCCAAGUCUCAGGUAUCCGAAGAGGACAAGGACACUGAUGCUCCUAAAGAGGCGGGAGGUGACCAGAAAGAUGCAGGAUUAGGAGCCAGCCCUGAUGAAGAUAUCUUGGUGAAAGCCCCGAUUGCAGCUCCUGAACCCGAGCUCAAAACUGACCCAUCGCUGGAUCUCCAUUCCUUGAGCAGUGCAGAAACACAGCCUGCUCAAGAAGAGAGGAGGGACGACCAGGAGCCUUUGGGAAGAGACCUUGAGGACAGGGAAGAAGGAGAAGCGAAGGAAGAGGGUGCCAAGCCAGAACUGAAGCCAGAGUCUCUGGAGACUAAAGCAGACAAGGAUUUGAAAGCUGCCCCAAAAGUAGUGAAAAGACACAGAAACAUGUACUGCAAAGUUGUCUUGCUGGAUGACACCAUUUUUGAGUGUUCUGUGGAUAAACACACCAAGGGACAGGAUCUACUUAAAAAAGUCUGUGACCACCUCAAUCUGCUGGAAGAAGACUACUUUGGUUUGGCCACAUGGGACACACCAACCUCCAGGACGUGGCUGGAUCCUGCCAAAGAAAUAAAAAAACAGGUUCAUGGAGGCCCCUGGGAUUUUACCUUCAAUGUCAAGUUUUAUCCACCAGAUCCUGCCCAGCUAACAGAGGACAUCACCAGGUAUUACCUGUGUCUGCAGCUCAGACAGGACAUCCUGACAGGGCGGCUGCCCUGCUCCUUUGCCACCUUGGCUCUGCUGGGUUCCUACACUGUCCAGUCAGAGUUGGGAGACUAUGAUCCUGAUCUCCAUGGCCCAGAUUACAUCAGUGAAUUCAAACUGGCCCCAAACCAGACAAAAGAGCUUGAAGAAAAGGUUGUGGAACUCCAUAAAACAUAUAGAUCCAUGACUCCAGCCCAAGCAGACCUGGAAUUUCUUGAGAAUGCAAAAAAGCUGUCUAUGUAUGGAGUCGACCUUCACCAAGCCAAGGACUUAGAAGGAGUGGAUAUCACUCUGGGAGUCUGUUCCAGUGGCCUUCUUGUUUACAAAGAUAAACUGAGAAUCAACCGCUUCCCAUGGCCCAAAGUCCUGAAGAUUUCCUACAAACGCAGCAGCUUCUUCAUAAAGAUCCGGCCAGGGGAGCAAGAACAGUAUGAAAGUACAAUUGGGUUCAAGCUACCAAGUUACCGGGCAGCAAAGAAGCUCUGGAAAGUAUGUGUUGAACAUCACACCUUCUUCAGGCUGACUUCCACGGAGGCCAUCCCGAAGAGCAGGUUCCUGGCGCUGGGCUCCAAGUUCCGCUACAGCGGCCGCACGCAGGCGCAGACGCGGCAGGCGAGCGCCCUGAUCGACCGCCCCGCGCCCCAGUUCGAGCGCACGGCCAGCAAGAGAGCGUCCAGGAGCCUCGAUGGAGCUAAACGUGCGACUCAAAAGGUUGAGUUCAGAACCCUAGAGGAAGAGAAGCAGAAGGAGGUGGUGGUGGUUGAGGUUCCUGAACCAAAACCUGCGGAUCAGAUCCGAGAGAAGCCAGCCAAACACACUCUUGAAACUUUUGAAAUGAAACCCAUUGCAGAGGAGGAAGAGGAGGAGAAGGUAGAGGUCAUUAAGGUUCCUGUUGCCAAGCCAAAGUCAGUGGAGCUGGUGCAGCCGUGGUCAGCCAAACGUGAUCUUGGCAGUAUUGAGAUAAGCCCAAUUGAAGAGGAGGAGGAAGAAAAAAUGGUGGUGGUGAGAGAACUAGAGCCGUUGCCAAAGGAGUCAGCAGUGGCUGUGAUAACCCCAGAGCGGAGUCCCCGGCCUACCUCAGCCCCAGCCAUCGCUCAGAGCCACCCUGCAGAACCAGCCCCAGCUAAGUCCACUGUGAAGGACGUGGCCACAUCUAAAGUAGGGAAGGAAACAGCAAAAUCUGAUGUGAGACGUGAAGAAUUUGCACUGGAGAAACCCAAGGAGCCAGUGGACGCCUCAAAGGUGAGGAAAACACAUAUUGAGGUCACAGUCCCCACCACGAAUGGUGCCCAGCCCCAGCAGCAGCCUGCAGAAAAAGAGGAAGAGCUGAUAAGAAUGAGGAAGAAGAGAUCAAAGAGGCUAGAUGGUGAAAACAUUUAUAUCAGGCAUAGCAAUUUAAUGUUGGAGGAUCUAGAUAAGACCCAGGAGGAAAUAAAGAAGCACCAUGCCAACAUCAGUGAGCUGAAGAAGAACUUCAUGGAGUCCGUGCCCGAGCCUCGGCCGAGCGAGUGGGACAAACGUUUGUCCACCCACUCCCCGUUCCGCAGCCUCAACGUCAAUGGGCAGAUCCCCACGGGAGCGGACGGAGUCAAGAAAGUCACUGUCCCAUCUUCUGAGAGACAGCCCCCGCUAGUGAAGACACAGACUGUCACCAUCUCUGACGUGUCCAGCGCCGUCAAAAGCGAAAUUCCCACAAAGGAAGUCCCUAUUGUCCACACAGAGACAAAGACCAUCACCUACGAAGCUGCACAGACAGAUGGUGGCAAUGGGGAUUUAGACCCUGGCAUCCUGCUGACUGCCCAGACCAUCACUUCAGAAACCACCAGCAGUACCACCACCACCCAGAUCACCAAGACUGUGAAAGGUGGCAUUUCAGAGACACGGAUUGAGAAGAGGAUUGUCAUCACGGGAGAUGCAGAUGUAGACCAUGACCAGGUCCUGGCACAGGCGAUCAAGGCUGCUAAGGAGCAGCACCCAGACAUGUCGGUGACCAAAGUGGUUGUGCACCAGGAGACAGAGAUUGCAGAGGAGUAAUUGGGCUGUGAAACGUUCCUGCCCAUGACAACACCAGGAAAAAGAAACCCAGCAAAACUACCAAGAAACUACCUGGAGCACAAAGACCUCGGAUUUCAGACUUGACACUCAGAGACAUUCAUAUCAUUUAUUAAGAGUUGCGCUUUGACAUUUUACUUGAGAUUUUUCCAGAGUCCACUAGAUCCUACUGGAUAUAGGGUUUUGUUUUGUUGGGUUUUUUAUAUCUAUCGCGACAGAAAUAUGCCAUAUUUCUAACUUCUAAAAUAUUUCUAGUAUUUUUUACAGGUUUUCAGUUUUGCAUUCCCUCUCACGCAAAGCCUCUUCAGACACAGAAUCUCACCUCACAGGGCUCCAGGGCUCCCUGUUUUAACUUGUAUUCCCUCUGCCUCGUCAGGGAUAACGGAGCUGUUCCGUGCGCGUUCCCGGUGCGGGCUCUGUGUGCGCCUUCACAAAGCCAUGGGUCCUUCUUCCAGGAGAGUCAGUUUAAAGAGUCAGACUUUGUGCAGCAUUUCCAAUUGCCUCUAGAUUAUUUUUGUAGCUCUGGGGAGCUCCAGCCCCGCUGCAACCCCUGGGCUGCUCUGAGCUCCCUCCCCACUGGGUUCCAGCCCUGAUGUGUGAUCACAGUAGGGUUUUGUGGUGUAGCCUGUGCACACAUCUGAAUAGUUGACUAGAUUUAAGGAAUACUGGAAGUUGCUUCAAGUAUCUUAUACUGUGAAUUUUAGAGCUUUAAGAGGAUAGCAUCUCGCCUUCUUCCCGUGUGUCUCUGCUGAGUGCUCCCCACCUGUUUGUGUUUUCUAGAUGCCAUUAAAUUAAAAAGCCCUUAGAAGUGUGUGUUUAAGGUGUUUGGACUCGGGAUGCUAUUAAGGUAGGCUUGUGCAGCAUUCACAGCAGGAACUGAGCUUUUCAAUGUCAUAGUUUUUCACUUGUUUGUGUUCAUGAUUUUUAAAUUACACAGGGGUUUUUUGGUUUUUUUUGUAAGUCAUGGGUUGGGUUUUUUUCCUCCCCUCACAGUGCUAUUUAAAGCUGAACACGUUACCCAUUUCUCAGAGCGUGUAUCCUACUAGCAUUUAAUUUAAACUCCUUUAGACAAUCCUUCCUAGGCCUGCAAGCUGUAUUUGGAGAGGCUGAACAAGGAAUUUUAGGAGGUGUCAGGUGUUGCUGAUUGUGAAAGAGCCAAACCACAUGGGAAGUGUUGACAUUCCCUCUUCCACACUGGCCUGCGGGUCUGGAUUUGGCUUCAUGACCCCCUUGCUGGAAUGAAGUAUCAGGGUGAUUGUCUGAAUCUUGAGGCUGAGCUUACAGACCCCCAGGGCCAUCUCCAGCACAGAGGGGGUGAUGCAAAAGCAUGAUUUCAGGGGCUGGAUGUGCUCUCAUUUCUGCUCUCUAAGCUUCAUGGGAAUGUUCUUGCCUGGUUUGUCCUUCCACCAUUUAAAUUCAAGAAGCAAAAAACCAACCAAGCUCUGUAAAGAGUCUGCCCAGACACUUGUGAACACUUUAGUCCACUUGAGGUUGUGAUUUUUUUUUUCAUGUAUAAAUAUACAUAUACAUAUAUAUAUAUGUAUAUAUAGUGUGGCACAGUGGUAGCUGAGGGCAAAGAGUGCUCUGCUCCUCAGGUGAGGAUGGGAAAAAAAUGGCAAUAAAGAGAAAAGCUCUUCAGUUUUAAAUUUGAAUCAUGUAUUUCAGAAGUCACUGGAUUUAGCUCAGGCUGCAGCGACUCCACUGUUUAGCUGCAGCCAGCCCUGGAACUACACUGGGGCUGGUGCAGCUUCUCAGCUUCAGGUGCAAUUUUAAUUAAGUUGUCAGUAUUGAUUGGAGACUCUGCUGGAGCUGCUGGAUUUUGGCUCUCUUUGAGCCUUGCUGGCCCUGGUCCUGCUCAGCCUCCAGCCCUCCUGUGCCACAGCUGCCUCUGGGCUGCUCUGGUGCAGGUUUCCCUCCUGGGACGCUCUGCCUCCCUCAGGGCAUCCUGCUCUGGGGAUUGAGGGAGUCCUGGGCUCUGGUGCAGAGAUUUAGUCUUCCUAUCCAUGUCUGAAAAGCCCUUCCUUAUUCUGCCAUGCAGGCCCUGGCAGAGGCUCUGCUGCCCUCAGCUGAGUUGGGUAAUGCUUGCCUUAAACACCCAUCAUGCUGAGCACCCUCUGCCACUGCCCUUUUUCUGGAAAUUGAGUCCUUUGCCACUCAAUCCUUCCAUCUCAUUUGCAACAGACACCUGAAGAGUGAAGGGGCACAUGGAGCAGUGGCUGAGAGGAUUUCUGGGCUUUACCAGGCACAGCCAACAUGAUAAAUUCAGUUUGUCCAUAGCACUUAAAGGCACUUGGCUGUCAGGAGAGUUUAGGGGAAUGUGGUCCAUGGUGUUCCCUUGGGGUGUCUGUGCCCUGAGCACCAUGAGUGGGACAGAACACCCCAAGCAGGGAUUUCUGGGUGAGAAGCCUGCUGGCAGGAGAGCUGGUUCCUUUCCAAAAGGAUGUGCUCACUGUUGCUGCACAUGUCCCUUGUUAAAGGACCUGUAGACGAGAACAACAAUUUUUUUUCCUUGGAUUUUGGGUGUCUGUUUUCCAUUUUCACACUUCCCCCUGCUGAGUUCUUGCUUCUCCUGGAGAAAUUCAGACAAGUUCUGGCCUCAUGUGCCCUUUGCCAUCUCCUGCUGUGUAACCUCAGGGGUCUCCAGCCCCACUCCUGCCAACACAGUGCCCGAGCCCAGGAGCCUGGGAAGAAGAUGCAAGUUAAAAGCAGAAGAAGCUUCUCUCACCCUCAGCCAAGGCCAUGGUGGGGCUGCCCACUUCCCUUCUACCUCUGGUGGGAUUUAAAAUCCUUGGCUCUGAGCAUGCUGUGUCAGCUCUAGGGACAAACCAGCUAAGUAAGGUCUAUUUAUAUGAAUGUUCCCAACUCUUCCCACUCCACAAAUUCACCCAGAGACUGUCUUGAUUGUAUAAUAUGCAUUAUAUGGAAGCUAUUUAUAUAUGAAUGAAUGUUUUUAUAGAAAGGAAGGCAAGGAGCUCUUGUUCUUCUCCAUUAAAUUGGAAUGGCAGCUCCAGUUGCCCAAUAGGAGUCCCUGACCAACAGAGAUGUGUUAGCAAAGGACUGACUGAUUUCUGAUUUUAAUAAACUGUGGUUUGCUGAUUUUCCUAAUUGUACAAUUACCUUAAGAGGUGUUAGUGUCCCAGCCUUAGAGAUGAAACUUGUAAAAAACAAAACAAAAAAAUUAUUUAGUUGAGAAGAUGAAGGAGCUUUGUAAAAAAUUUUUAAGGCAAUUGUGAAUUGUCUAGGUUAGGCAUUUACAACUCUUUAUAAAAAUAGGAACUUUUAAAGUUGGCAAAACUUUCUAGAUCAACUAGUGGUGGGAGUUGUUAUUUUGGAUUUUCAUAGUGAAUCAAAGGGAAAGUUGCCAUAGUGUUUAGGCAGACCUAAGUGUUCUGUAUUGCUUCUUGUACUGCAUUUUUCAAUAAAUCUUCAAACAAAAUUCUUUCCCUAGUGUUGAAUUCUCUUCCUCCUUCUCAUCUUCCUCCAGGUCUCUCUCCGUAGCCUGGCUUUGUGGUGACUUGGUUUUACCAGCCCAAACCAAAGCCCCCAAAUGUGGCUACAAUGGUGCCAAAGCUCUCCCAGCCCUGGGCCAGCAUUUCCCUGGGCUCUUGGUGCCUUCAGACCCUUCAGACAGUUCCCAUUGUGGUCACAUAUGGGACCAAAGCCCCAGAAAUGGCAGAAGCAAUUCCCAGAGUUCAAAUUUGCCUCAAAGAAGCAUCACUUGAUGUAAAACCUUCAUUUGAGCUGUGAAAUUUGUGGUGAGACCAGGUGAGGUCUAUGCUCAGCAGCUACUGCCCAACCCUAAGUGUGACUCAGCUAGAGUGGGGGGAAGUGUCAAAUCCAUUGAUAUUUUGGUUCUAUCUGAUUUUUUUUCUGGCUGCAGCAGCUUUAGGAGGGACAGAAAUAAGGCACAAAAAGCUGACAGGGCAUCUUGGCUGCAGGCCUGACAGAGAACAAGAGCCAGAUGGCCCAGUUAGGGCAGUUGGAGACUGGAAAUUGGCUGGGAAGAGCUUCCCUGGGGGCAGGGGCAGCCCAGGCCUGGCUGUGGUGCCUCAGUUUCCCUAACAGGCAGAAAGAGAAGGGUGGCACGUGGCAUGUCCUGCUAAAAGCUCUGAAUUCCCAUUGCCGCAGACAGAGCCAGCAUAGUUUCCACCCUGAUCCUGGACAGUUUGCUUCCAAGAACUAAAUCUCAGUGUCCUGUAGAGCCAGAAUUACCAAGGAGCUGACCCUGGAGAGCUGGGAACCUGCCACCCCUGGAGCUGCUUCCCUGUGAGAGUCAGCAUGGCUCACUCACAGCUCUGUGGCAGAGCCAGGCCCCGUUAUCCCCCAGCUCCUGCCCUGCCCAGCCCAGCAGGGUCAGGCUGCAAACAGCCCUGUUCAGGGAGCUGGGCACAUCCCAGCACCUCCAGACAAUGCACUGGUGUGAGGGGCCAUGGCUGGCUAUGAACCACAGCCCCAAAAACAUCACGUCUGCAGACAACCCACCAAGAAAUCCCUUUGGUUAGCUGCACUUUGGGAUGUCAGCCCCUGCUCAAUGGCCAAGAUAUCAUCACCUGCUCCCACUUUUGGCCCUGUUAAGCAUCACCUGGGGACCAGCUCCAAGCUCUGUCAAGCUCCUGUGGGGCCCAGUCUGUCCCACAGCUACCACCUCCAACAACAAUAUGGGAUUGUGCUGGACUACACCAGUGUGUCCUGGCAGAAACACCAUCAUCAGCCUUGGGACUCCCACACGGAGGGGACCUGGGCCUGAUGGUUCCCAUGGGGCUUCUGGCACAUUCCUGUCCUGGACACUGCAGGGACGUCAGUGGCACCAGGGAUAUGGUCCCAUAUUGCCCAUCCACCCAAACCAUUGUGCUUUGCUGGGCAGGAGCGUUGCCAUCACUGGUGAAGGGACACCCCAGCACAGGUGACACUGGAACCCCAUCCAAAAUGCCCAGGAGAAAAGUGUCCUCAGCUUAUUUCCCCAGGGUACAAGUGCAGGGACAGCAAACACCCACCUCGAUGCUCAGCAGUCUGGGGCCAUCCCAGGAGACUGGAAAGGUUUUUCCUUAAGGCUCCCCAAAGCUGCUCUUGGGUGAGUGUCCCAAACCCAGGGUGCCUUUACCCACCUCAGCCAGAGCAGGAGGGGGUGUGGUAAUGUUGCCUGUGGCAUUUUGCCUGGCUACAAGCUAGGGAGAAUGUUAGGCAAAAAAAUACCAUGGCAAUGCAGAUGCAAAGAAAUGAAACCCCCACCCCUCGUCCCAGCUGCGCAGGAGGCAGCAGCUUCUGGCAGACCCAUCCCAGCCCCCAGAUCCCACACCAAAGGCAAUGACUGCCUUGGAGAUCCCAUCCUUUGGGAAGAAGCCACAAAAGUGGCUUUCCUUCAUCACCCAUCCCUGGUCCUUCCUCAUGUCUCCAUCCCAGAACUCAACCUGGAGAAGCAGCUGUCACAUCAGCAGGGGAGAGUUCCCAUUAAGUCACCAGUUUAUUCCAGCCCAGGCGCUUUUCAGGCUGCUCCUCCUGGUUUUGGGGCUCAGCAGCCAGUCGUGUUCCUGGGGGAUCAGGGCUGCUCUCAGGGCUCCAGGGGGAAUUGCUGUGGGAGCCAGGUAGCAGCGGGUGACUCCAUCCCUUCCACCGGGGUCUGAGAUAAACAGGAUUGAAAGGGAGGAAUUAUGUUGGCAAUGGGCCAGGUUGGACAUGCUGAGCUCAGCUCUGUGCUCCAUCACUGGGGAAACUGAGGCAUAAAAGAAUAGCUAAAACCAGGUGGGGAAUCACCUCAGGUCCUGCAGUGGCUGGGUCAAUGACCUUGGAUUCAUCCCUGCUCCAUCCCAACCACCCAAAGAAGCACCAGCGCAGACUCCUGCAGAUUCAUGGGCAUCUUUUGCUUUUUGCCACCAGCACAGGCAGUGAUCCCUGAUGGGCUCCAAGCCAAAGCCUCAGAGGUUUCGGCUCCAGCCCCAUGCCAGCACUCAGCUGUCAGGACACAUCACACAGAUGUUGACAACACUGAGGGAACUUUGGCUUUUGACCCAGGACCAGCCCCAGGGCAAUCCAUCCCACAUUGCUCAGCCCAUUUCUACAGUAGGAUUCAUGUGCAGAGCCUUGGGUGCCAGAGAAUCUAUACAGGACACCCCCAAACCCACAGGAAAAAAAAAUUAAAAAUAAUUAAGCAACUACUCCCAACCCCAGCCCAGCUCCAGCUCCCCUGGGUAGUGGGAAGCACUAGGAUGGGUGCCUUUGGCUCUGUGCUGGCUCACUAAUGCAGAGAGGCAUUUUGUAUCACACUCUUGCCCUUUUUUAAAAUAGAAAUCAGUCCCCUGCCAAAAGGGGAGCACAGCUGCACCCAUCCCAGCGCUGCUCUGUAGCCACGGAGGGCAGAAGCCACACUCACCCAGCACAGGUCACAGCGUCCCCUGCGCGUCACCUCCCCAACCUCGGCAGGAGAUCGAUGGCAGCAUCACUCACUGCUGGCUGCACUGCAAGUGUGUGCUGGGAGCCCAGCCCUCGCCUUCCCGCAGACCUUAAAUCUUAACAAGGGCACUCUGGCCAAGCAGAUUCAUGGCUGUGACCGGCCCCACUGCGGAAAGAGGAGGAGGAGGAGGAAGAGAAAGAGCUGAAACCAGCCAACAGCUGAGCAGUAUCAGGGAGUGAUUGUCCCCAGCUGUGGCUGUUGUGCUCCCUGGGGACAGAAGCAUCCCCAGCAGCAAAUCUGGAGACUCACUGGCACUACUGGGGUGUCCCCAGGCAUGAGAGACCCUCUCACAGCCACCAGCAGGGUCUGCACCUCCCCAGCGCACAUCUCCCACACAGCCUGUGGUAGCGGGUCCCUCAAUCCAUUUUCCCCAUUUUAUCAAAUUUUGGCCCAAACUAAGCUGUCCUGUAGCCAUGCACGAGCUGAGAGGUCUCUUGGUGCUGGGGGAUAACUGCAAUUUCCCUUGGUCUCUCCAGCCUCCAUCCUCUGGUCCAAGGGUCAGUCCUCGUCAGCCUGGACAUGCUGGUGUUGGGAACAAUCCCCCAGUUUUCUUUGCUGGUGUUUACAAUGAAAUUCCCCUCCUGUUGGUAGGAAUCUCCUCCUGCAGUGGGCACCUCCUGGGCUGGGAUACCCUGGGGGUGACAACAGCUGGAUAUUUAGUCCAUAGUGUAUCCAGCCAGUUCCUGAGCAGGACAGAAGGUGCCUCCAAGCACUGCCCUUCACAGGCUGUGCAGUGUGGCAUCUCUGGGGCUUCCAGGGUUGUUCCACUUCACAACCCUGCAGCCAAACAGUCAAUGGAGGGAUCCAUCCAGGGUGUACAUUUUUACUUUUACUUUCUGUUUCUAACCUCACCCUGCCCAGUCACUCCCAAAACACUGUGAGGACAGCACCCAUGGCAUCCAUCCACUGAAACCAGCACUGCUAAUAUCCCACAAACACGCUGGGAACAGUGUCCACGGACAGAGCUGAAGGUGAGGGAUGCACAGAUGUUGCUCUUCCCUGGAAAAGGCUCGGGGUUUCUCACCCUGCCAGAUUGAUUGACCAAACUGCUUUGCAUUUUGAAACGAUCCCUGUGUCACUCAGAAAUGCCUCCCCUGGAGGAUGCUGCUGAGCUGGGAAGGAGGAUGGGGCAGGAGGAUGAUGCUGGUGCAGGCACAUGGUCCAUGCAGGUUGCCCUGUGGUCCAGCCAUUUCCAACAGUUAGACUGAGCCUCAGCCAGAAAAUGAAGGGGAAAAAUUAAAAUAAACACCCCCAGUAGCUUCUCACGCGGCUCCUUGUGGCAUUUUGGGCUCCAAUUUCUUGCUGCCAGUUCCCAAAGCAUGGCCCAGGGCCCAGCAUUAGCUCUGGCUGCAGAUGGUUAAGCCCAAGUAAAAAGUUAUUUUUGGACAAAAACAACCCUCUGGCACUUCCUCUAUGGUGCUGCUCCAGGGCAGACCCCAAUGGUGACUUUUUCUCGUUGCUGUUCAUUGCAUUGAAUCAGAGCCUAAAUAAUGUUGAGAUUAAGCAGCCAAAUAAAUAGCUGAGCUUGGGCUGGUAUCACUCCCAGAGAGUCCUCUGGGAUGCAGCUGGGCCCAAACUGCAGCUGUGGGUCCCAUCUCUGGUCCCUGCACAGGGGAAGUUGUACCCAAGCUCUCUGGGAGGGCUGGCACUGCAAACAGAGACAGCUUUUCCCUGUAAAGCAGAACCACCCCCAUCAAAGCAUUGUGGGGGGCUGCUUUUUGGGAGAUGAGGGAGCUGGGGUAGAAAAAGCAAUUUCCAAAUGAUUUUAUUGGGAUGUUUUGAUCUGGAGAAGGAUGUUGCUCCCAAAGUUGCAAGGUCUGACACUCUGUGUUCAAUUCAGACCAGAGAGGGAGAAGCAGGGACAGGAAUAACCCUCCCCCCACCCCCUGCCCCCAAACAUUUCAUACAGAUAAAAGAGAUUUCAGUCAUCCCAAGAGGCCCUGGUUUUGGGAAGGCAAAAGGCAAAGAUCCCAUCUAGGCUGCCACAGCCAUUUUGAAGCCUCCCGAGUUGCUGGAGAGCAGAGCUGUCCCAGUCCUUCCACAUCACUCCAAUCCAUCCUUCCACAUGCCCUGGCAUCCCGG
Zonotrichia albicollis (white-throated sparrow) is the source of this 11841-nucleotide messenger RNA. NCBI's taxonomy places the organism in Eukaryota, Metazoa, Chordata, Aves, Passeriformes, Passerellidae. The record is from RefSeq and is a predicted model, not a curated record.